Molecule: messenger RNA, 3093 nt
Organism: Naegleria lovaniensis
Lineage: Eukaryota; Heterolobosea; Eutetramitea; Acrasida; Naegleriidae
Exons: 2
Coding region: 1-3093 (1030 amino acids)
Biological process (GO): positive regulation of GTPase activity; Ras protein signal transduction
Cellular component (GO): plasma membrane
Molecular function (GO): protein binding; guanyl-nucleotide exchange factor activity
Source: RefSeq, a predicted model, not a curated record
AUGUUGAAAGUUGUUUGUUGCCAUAGGAUCCAAAAGGAGCCUUGUUUCUGUUUGGACGAACACGAGGAUUCCCAUCAUCUUCAUCAACAACAAUAUCACGACCAUGACAUUUUGGGCAAUGAGGAAGAAGAAGAAUACCUGGAUGAAAGCACAAGCACCCAAAUCAACACUACAACCUCUUCCUCCCAUUCCUCAAAUAAUAAUAAUAACAACAACAACACUCCUCCUCCCAUUCCUCCCAAUAAACCGAAAUUAACUCCAUCCACACCAUCCGACAGCGUGGAUAGCAGCAGUAGUGAGAGCAGUCAUUUACAAGGAACAAGUACAACAACAACAACAACAACAGUAGUAACAACAACAGCCUCAGCAAAUUCUCCUCCCGUGCCCGUAAAACCUACACGAACCAAUCGGAGAACUAUUGUCGACAAUGAAGAAGGCUCUUCUCAUGAUCAUCACUCGUCUUCUCCCAUCCUCCCAACACAGGGAUCUUCAACAACACAAAGCCCUACGGUAGGAACAGUGAGUAAACGUUCUCAAUCCAUCAUGAGAUCCAAUAGUGGAGGAGGACCCAACCACAGAAAAUUAUCUCAACAAAUCCAUCAUAAUAUUCAUGAUGAUGGACAAUUCAGAUACAUGUAUGUACCACCGCAUCGUCUCGUGUAUACCAUUGAGACUCAUGUACGAAUGCUGCCCAAUGAUUAUUCCUACGAAGAGGAAUCUAAACAAUUUGAAGAGAGAGCAGCUGAGAAUGUUACAGAAUCUCAGGUCGAACCAUUUGUUGGUCAAUUACCUUUACCUCCUAAUUGUAAUUUAUUUAAACAAGCUUUGAGAUAUAGGAAUGCAUUGGAAGAUUUGAAUUCAUCACAUCAUCACUCUCAUACAAGCAGUAAUGUAUCGAGUUCACAACAAGUCAAUUUGAAUCGAAGACCUUCUCAAGGUAGAAGAAAACAAAGUUUGAUUCAACAACCACAGGGAAAGCAAAGAAAACAUAGUGCGAAAGGAUCAGCCUCUACAUUGCCUCAUGGUGCGGUAAGACAUGUUCAAAGUGUCAAGGAUCCGUUCCCUGAAGAAAUUGCUGGAAAAGGAAUUCCUGUGAGAAUUGGAUUGUCACAAUCUUUGAGUACCUCAACAAGUACAGUGACCAAUGGAAGUCUUAAUGGGCAUACGACCUCCACGGCACAAUCUCAAUUACCUUUCACAUUACAAAAUCAUCAAGAUCGAUUGUGUGAUAUUCCUUUCCCUCCUUAUAACUCUGUGAAUUUGUAUGCAAAUAGUUUGAAUUAUGUCUAUGAAGAUCAUUGGCAAGUAGAGAAAUCUAGACCUCUUCUCCAAGCAACUCUCGUUUCUCCACAGAUUGAUGAUGACCGAUCUAAAUGGAGAACUCGUGUUCUCAGUAGAUUCCCAGUGAUGCAAGAAUUGUCAGAACGUCUUUAUCCUCUUUGGAGAACGAUUAGUUUUGGUGAAUUGUUUAACGCUGGUAGAAAAGAAGUACGAAAGAAUCUCAAAGAAGAACAUGUCAUGAAUAUCAUUAUGCAACAUUUAACAUUUGAAGGGUUGAAGAAAACUAGAGCAAAACUUGAAGAAGAAGCACAAAUCAAAUACGAAGGUAUUGAUGUGGAUCAAAGCUUACUUCACGCACUUGCCAAGGAAGCCGUUAAGAAGUCAGAAAAAUUAAUGGAUACAGUUAUUUGUGACAAAUUUUCACCAGCUUAUAUUCAAAAGAAUAAGGGUAAAAUUUUGAAGGAAUUGGAUGAACUAUUGAGUCUUGAAUUUGGUAUCAACAAUGAUGAAUUUGGUUCAUCUAGAAAGCGAGACGAAGAUGUCAAUAUCUGGAAAGAACCUGAAAGACAAAAUGAAAUUGUUGAUUUUGAUCCUGUAAACAAAUCCGAACACUUCCAAGCAGGAUCACUCAACAAGGUCAUUGAAAGAUUAACCAUGCCAACACAAGAUCAACAAUUUAUUGAUAUAUUCCUUAACACAUACAUGGCCAUUACAUCUCCAGAGACUGUUCUUGCAAAAUUGUUCCAACGAUUCAGAGUUCCAAGUCAUUUCACACCUGAUGUUAAAAACGGAGUUCAAUCAGGUGUCAUUCGAGUCUUAAUUAUUUGGCUCGAAAAUCACUUCCAUCAUUUUACGAAUAACAUGUUACAAAGAAUUCAAUCAUUUUUGGAUGAACAAGCUCAACAGCAAGCCAAAAUCAAUAAGAGCAGAAAGAAGAUUAACGAAAUUAUUUCACAAAUGCGAAAUAAGAGUAACAAGCCAGAAGAAAUGCAAUUCCGACCAAGUGAUAAAAUUCCAGAUCCCAUCAUUCCGUUGGGUAAAAUUUUCUCUCCAGAUCUUGCUGUAGAAGAUAUUGACGGCGAAGAAAUGGCAAGACAAUUAUGUCUCUAUGAAUUUGACAUGUAUUUUGCCAUCAAAUCUGAAGAGUUGUUGAAUCAAGCAUGGACUAAACCUAAAUUGAAACAUCGUGCCACCAAUGUGAUUGCCAUGAUGAAUUUCUUUGAAAAUAUUUCACUAUGGGUUGCAAGUUUAAUUUGUAGAGGUAAAUCAACCUAUGAGAGAAAGCACUCUUACAAAAAGUUGAUUAUUAUUUGUGAACAUUUGAGAAAGCUCAACAAUUUUAACACGCUCAAAGCAAUAUUGAAUGGUUUUGAAACUGGUGCUGUGAAGAGAUUGAAAGAAACAAGAAAUGAAUUGGGAAACAAAUCGAAAGAGGCUGAGACGGUUCUCAAACAGCUCAUGAGUGAAGAAAAUAACUACAAACGAUAUAAGGAAGUAUUGAAACAAAGCUCAGUCCCUGCCAUUCCCUAUUUAGGAGUACAUCUUCAAGAUUUGGAAUAUAUUGAGAAGAAUCAUCACGAUUUUGUGAAGAAUACCAAUCGAAAUGGAAGUGAAUUAAUUAAUUGGAUUAAGAGAGAAUCACUCUCUGAGGUAAUCAAGGAAAUCAAACACUUCCAAAAUCCAAUUGGUUACAAAUUCGUGAAGGUCUAUCAAAUUCAAGAGCUCAUUCGAAACAUGCCUGGCAAAGUUCCCAAUCAACAAUCACUCAUGAUGCUCAGUUAUAAGGCAGAAGGAAAUUUCCCAUAUAACUAA